Messenger RNA from Patiria miniata (bat star), 1111 nucleotides. Its product is annotated as somatostatin receptor type 3-like. The coding region runs from base 29 to 1111 and encodes 360 amino acids. Gene Ontology annotation, cellular component: membrane. The transcript is spliced from 2 exons. The record is from RefSeq and is a predicted model, not a curated record. NCBI's taxonomy places the organism in Eukaryota, Metazoa, Echinodermata, Asteroidea, Valvatida, Asterinidae. Gene Ontology annotation, biological process: G protein-coupled receptor signaling pathway. Gene Ontology annotation, molecular function: G protein-coupled receptor activity.
UGUAUACGAGCGACACAAGUUGACAAAAAUGUAUCACGAAGGGGCAUUUAUUCAGACCACACUUCGCUUGGAUGUAUUUGGUGUACCUAAUGAAUCGUGUUAUAGUCCGUCACCGAGCAACUUAGCCAUCGAUGAGGCGCAAGGAAGGACGAUGGUCCUAACCCUGUAUGGCAUGAUCUGCGCGGUAGGAGUGGCCGGCAAUCUCCUGGUCUGUAUCGUGCUGCUCCGCGUGCCGUCCCUCCGGUCCAACACCAGUGAUUUCCUAGUGCACCUCUCCCUGGUCGAUCUCGUGGUCUGCGUGCUGGUCAUUCCUUACAAGAUCGUGCCACAGUUUAUCCACUCCCUACCGCCCAAUCCAACGAUCUGGGGCCAGCUCCGGUGCCGUCUCUAUUUCGGCAAGUUCCCCUUCUGGACCUGCGCGGUGACUUCCGUCUUCAGUCUCGUCACCGUGAAUCUGGAGCGAUUCGCGGCCAUCGUCUACCCCCACAGAUACAAGAGAAUCUUCGGCAGCAGGCGAAACAAACUUCUGGUGAUUCUCCUCUGUUGGAUUCUAGCCGUGACGAACCAGUCCUUCAUCUUGUUCAUGUACGACGAGGAAGGCGUGGUGGGGUGUCGGUUUGUAGGCUGGAGCUCCGCGGCGUUUAAAGCAUUGUUCGGGGUGUUCAACAUAACGCUGAGCUUGGUCGGCCCGUUCGUGCUGAUGGUGUCGGUGCAAUGGAAAGUCAUCUCGACGCUGAAGAGACAAGUGCAGAAUCUGACAAGUCAAAUUACGCUCCCUCCGGCAGACCGGCGAAAGAUGUGGCAACUCCGAACGACCCAAACCCUAGCGCGUACCCUCCUCGCCUUCGUACUGACCUUUGCCGUGUGCUGGGCACCAAACCAGGCCGUGUUCCUGUUCUACAACCUGGGCGCCCCGAUCUGCACCUCCCCGCAGCUAUACCACCUGAGCGUCAUCCUCGCAGUGGGUAACUCUUGCAUCAAUCCGAUCCUGUACGGCGUCACCAACCGGCCGUUCCGUAAGGGGAUCAGGACGGCGUUCCUUGGCGGGGGCCGCUCGGCACGGAUCGGCCAUGUGCCGACGGUCACACCUUCCGCGAUGACCCAAGCGUAA